AUGCGAGGCAUUUCCACAACAUGCCUGCGUCAAGUACGCGGCUCACUGGCGUCUUCAUUCCUACGUAAAGCGUUUCAUACAGCACCGGUGAAUUCCAAAAAGGCGCGUGCGCCAGAGCAUCGUGUGCAGUACAAUUAUGACCUUUUUUCUCUGCAUCCCGAGGACGAGCAUUACUCUUAUCCGCUUGUGACGGCGGACGAUUUGGCCAGAUCCAAGGCACGGCCGCGGUCUGUUCGUAUGCUUGCGCGUGACUUUAUCCAUGAUAGCCUGUACAAUACUCACUAUGGCUACUUUAGUCGGCAGGCCGUCCUACUGCCAUCUGCAAAUCCACCCUCACGUGUUGGUUCCGAUACGGCAUCACCUGCAGUAACAGCAGCAACAUCAUCAUCAACACUCGAUUCCGUCUUCCCUUUUCACGAUAUCAAAAAUGAAACCGAAUUUAUGCGCGCAGUGCAGCUUCGGUACAUGGCGUUUGAGGAGUGGUUCCAAAAUGAGAUGAAAGCUCGCGAAAGACGGCGCCAUAACAAUGAGCCAACUCCGCAGGAGCGUAUUGAUGCACUCAUUGCAAAGCAAAAACGGACACCUUGGGGCAGUACUCAGCGCCUCGAACUAGCGCGUGAAAUCGGCCGCCUUCAACGCGAUCAAAGCCAUGAGCAAGUGUCGGAUACAGAGGUGGAUACCAUGGUGGCUGGACAAGUUUGGCACACCCCGACGCAGCUUUUCAGUCCGCAUUAUGGACAUGCCCUAGCUCGCUAUCUGGUGGCAGAAUACAAGUUGCACCUUUUCCCAUAUCAUGACCUCGUGAUAUAUGAGCUCGGUGGUGGUGCUGGAACAUUGGCGCGUGACAUCCUUGACUAUAUGGAAGAGUUUGAGCCAGACGUGUAUUCGCGUACGCGCUAUCAUAUUGUGGAAAUUAGCGAUCGACUUGCCGCGCAGCAGAAGGCACGAUUGCUGCAUCAUCUGCGACAAGGCACGGUCGAAGUGGUACCGCGUGACUUUUUGCAGUGGGACAAGGAUGUAGAAGACCCCUGCUUCAUUGUUGCUUUAGAGGUUCUGGACAAUUUGGCACAUGAUGUGGUGCGUUAUUCCACGGAUGAUCUGCAACCGUACCAGGGUCUAGUGUCAAUCGAUCGUACCGGGGACUUUGUCGAGUUAUGGGAGCCCGUGCAAGACCCGCUGAUUCAACGCUACCUAAAUCUGUUCCACUCCGUCCGUCGGCCUCUCUUGCCACCAGGUGCGCCAUUCUAUCUGAGUUGGAUUCCAUCUUCAUUACGACAUACGUUGCAUGAGAGUGCGCCUUUUUACCCCAAUCUCACUCAGCCGCAUUUCAUUCCGACGGGUGCUCUUCGGAUGCUCGAUGUGCUGAAAAAGCACUUUCCGCUUCACCGCUUGGUUUUGUCUGACUUUUCUUCGCUGCCAGAUACGAUUCAUGGUGUGAAUGCACCCGUCGUUCAAACACGGCACAACGGUAUCAUGAUUCCUGUGACCACCUAUUGUGUACUGCAAGGCUUCUUUGAUAUCUUCUUCCCAACUGACUUCCCAUUGCUUCGUGACAUAUAUUUGCGCCAUAUGGGUACAUCGCCAGCCGGUGACUUCGCCGACGCUGGAUCAAAGAUGUCGAGGACAUACUUCACCCCCACCUACUCGACUGAAUUUUCUCAGUAUGUCCCGUCUGCCUAUGAAGACUAUUCCUAUGCGCCGAGUAGAUUGUUGGGUCUGUCAGACGUCAUACCACCUCCGCUUCUGCGUGAUUCGCCCGAUGCUCGUAUCAUGUCUCAUGCAGAGUUUCUCUCUCGAUACGCAGAUACCCAGGGCACGCAAUUGCGUGAUGGAUCAAACCCUAUGGUUUCUUGGUAUGCAAAUGCCAGCUGGCUUCUUACGUAG
Messenger RNA from Malassezia globosa CBS 7966, 1884 nucleotides. RefSeq lists its product as uncharacterized. Gene Ontology annotation, molecular function: protein-arginine omega-N symmetric methyltransferase activity. The record is from RefSeq and is a predicted model, not a curated record. The transcript has 2 exons. Gene Ontology annotation, cellular component: mitochondrion. Bases 1 to 1884 code for a protein of 627 amino acids. Lineage: Eukaryota; Fungi; Basidiomycota; Malasseziomycetes; Malasseziales; Malasseziaceae.